This is a messenger RNA of Schistosoma intercalatum, 2400 nucleotides long. The record is from the annotation of a GenBank genome assembly. NCBI's taxonomy places the organism in Eukaryota, Metazoa, Platyhelminthes, Trematoda, Strigeidida, Schistosomatidae.
AUGGACGCCAUUGUUGUUUUGUGUCAUUUCUGUGAACAACAUGGUCCAUCAGUAAUAAUGUGUACCCAGUCAUUUAAACAAUCACAAUCAAAUUUAUCUGUAAAUAAUGUACCCGAUGUUACUACUGCCAACGCUAAUAAUAGUAACAAAGAUGUAAACACAUAUCAAAGAAAAUUAUCUAAUCAUGCUCUACAAAGUAGCGAUGAUGCAAUUCUUACUGGGAUAGAUGUUUCGCCUAUCCCUUUACCAUCUUCAUCAUCGAGAUUCUCAGUGAUGUCAUCAAACAUUACUCAACAGCAACAACAAUCACAUCCAGCUUGUAAAGCAUGCUCAUCUAUCUUGUUACGUGAUGAACUAGGAAUAAUUAGCUAUGAUCAUUCCGCCAAUCUUUCAUAUAUUUCUACGCAGUUUCCAAAAGACACGGAUUUAAGUACACAUGUUCGAAAUGCAUGCUUGCGAAGUCUUUCUAGUGAGGUUUGCCCAGGUCAAGUCGGUGCAUUUUACUUUGGUGAUGAAAUAAAUGGUCAUGUUUUAAGUUAUAAUUUCCCUUUGAAUGAUUCACGUGCGCGUGGUAAUCAAAGUCGUUUCAGUAUUUUGGUGUUAUCAUGGGAUAAGAUAUACCUACUAAAUAUAUGGUCAUUUUUGAUAUCGAAUAUAUCACGUAUGGUUUCUCGUCUACGUCUAGCAGCCAAUCGUGUAUACAGUGAUGAGACUUCAGAUAAUACAACUGCUGCUGUUGUCAAUACAAUGACUCAUUCAAACCUACAGAAGCCGUUGGCUCCAUUGAGAAGAUGUGCUACACCUCCAGCUUCGUUAGCUCCUAAUCUUUACAAACAGGCUAUUGCAGCAGGUAAUGCUGUUACGGCAGGAUACGGUUUAUACAGUAAUGCAACAUUAGGAAGAGAAACAAAACAGAAAAGAGCUACCGACUCAGAUAUGCGUUCACUGGCUGAUUUAACAAAAGAUGAUCAAAUAUUCUAUCGUCUGCAUGCUUGGUUCACAUGGUUACUUCGUGCCGGUGGUCGUCGAUGGAGUAUAGUUCCUCCUGCUAUUGCGCCUCCAGUUGAUGAAGAUUCAAUUGUAUCUCAGGAAGAAUAUGAAGCUUAUAUUUCAGCUGGUCUUGAAUGUUUAACAACAUCUAGUUCAAGAAAUGCUGCUGCCGCUGCCAAUGCUAACACUUUCAAUUUGCCUGGUCAUAAACUUGGUCAUAGUAUGAGUUGUAUUAGUCAAUCAAGUGGUUCUACAAUAUUAUCAAAAUCAAUAAAUCAUUCAACAACCAAUGGUACAAGAGAUUCGAUUGAAACAGAUAAUAACAAAAAAUUAUCGCUAUAUUUAAACAAUAUGUCAGUAGAAAUGGCGAAUUCCACGUCUUUCAUGAUCUUGUCCAGACUAUUUACUGUACUUGGUGUCAACCCAUUUAGUCGAUUAGUUCAGCAUAUAGCUGUUGGAAAUCAAUUGGUUGUACAAUCACUAACCGAAGAUAUACACUCUACACUGACAUUGUCUGCAUUAGCUAAACUAUUACCUAAAGGAUGUAUUAGACAGGUAAUAGCAAGUCAUGAAUAUGUGGCACCAUUUCGUUGUAAUCUUUUAAGUUUAACAAGUAAUUUAUUAAUGUUAGAAGAAGAUGUAAAUAUGGCUAAAGAUGUUCUUUAUUUAGCUGUUUAUCGUUGUGAAUGUAAAUCAUCAUCGUCAUCAUCAUCUUCAUUAAAUGAAACAACAAUAAUCUCUAAUGGAAGUAGUGAAGAAUCUUUUCUACAAUCAUAUGUCAAUUCUUUAAAUUUUAAAUUCUGUUCAACAAUUCCAUCAUUUGAUUCAGAAUUAAUUUUAUAUAAAAAAUCAUUACCUUGUCGUUAUUUGUCUACUGCUACUACUACUACUACUACUACUAUUACUAAUAAUAAUAAUCAUCAUCCAUCCAUUACUACAAUUCCUCGUCAAUUUUUAACUAAUAAUAAUGGACGUAUUACAAUAUCAAAUUAUGUACAACAAAUUAUUAAAUUAUUUCAUAUGAAUCCACCAUUAUCAAUGGAUGUUUAUACAAUUGCUUUAUCUACAAUACAACAUGAAUGGAUACAUCGUGCACGUUUAUUAUAUUCAUUUAAACGUUGUCAAGGAUCAUCUUUGAGCGGUGAGGAAGCAACUCGUCGUUGGACUAAUGUACUCGCUUCAAUCAAUUGUCAAUCAGCGGAAAAUGCAGCUGUGGCAAGAUUUUGGCAAGGUGCUUUAAGUCAAUACUCUCGUAAUAAUAUAUGUCACUUACGUAAAUGUCCAACCGCUACCAAUUCAACGAAUACAUCAAGACGUGGUUCAUUUAGCUCGAGUAAUGCCGAUUUAAAUGCUGCUGUUUUAGCAGCUGCGACAAAUUAUCAAUCGGUUCCAUUAAAUGAUUAAUUAUCU